Pneumocystis jirovecii RU7 is the source of this 243-nucleotide messenger RNA. RefSeq names its product protein transporter TIM8. The record is from RefSeq and is a predicted model, not a curated record. The transcript has 2 exons. Lineage: Eukaryota; Fungi; Ascomycota; Pneumocystomycetes; Pneumocystales; Pneumocystaceae. The coding region runs from base 1 to 243 and encodes 80 amino acids.
AUGACAGACGCUUUAAAGCUUUUAGAAGAUCUUGACAAUAAAAGCCGUGAUGAACUUUCUCAGUUUAUUGAGCAGGAAAAUGGAAGAGCAAAGAUUCAGCAGGGUAUUCUUGAGUUUACAGAUCGAUGUUUUAAAAGAUGUGUUCUAGGCAAACUUGGAAAUAGCUUAGAUCGUAAUGAAGAGACAUGUCUUCAAAAUUGUGUUGAUAGAUGGCUUGAUGUUAAUAUUUAUCUUAUAAAAUAG